AUGGCGGGCGAUUUCGACGGCCAUCUUGUCCCGAGGCUUCUGACUUUCCCUGCCGUUGCCGGAAUUACAUUGUUUCGAACUAUCCCACGACGACCCCGUUACCCGCGGGCGCCCCCGCCCGGAACGCCUCCACCACCGCCUCCAGAGAAGGAGUUCCAGGCGUAUAAGACGAAGAAGUACAUAUACCUCAUGUCCAAUAGGAAGUACACCUACAACGACGCUGCGUACUUCUGCCUUGACAAGGGAGCCUUUGGCGCGGGCAGCAGCGUGAGUGCACAAAUCGUGGAGGGUUUGGACGACGCGCCGUCUUUGUUGCCGCCGUCGCCACCGCAACCCACGUUCGACACCGAGGACCCUUUCGUGAUCUCCAGCCUGUUCCCUGGUACCGAGAAGGAGUUCCAGGCGUAUAAGACGAAGAAGUACAUAUACCUCAUGUCCAAUAGGAAGUACACCUACAACGACGCUGCGUACUUCUGCCUUGACAAGGGGUACGACCUAAUUCCGUACGAUGACAAGACGCAAAAAGAUGCCUACCGGGUCGUUCUGGACCACGUCCCGGCGGACGCCACAAACCGCCUGUGCUACGAGAGCGGUCGCGGCUGCUGGGUCGGCGGCCAGCAAGGCAACUACUGCGCCUACGUCGAUCCAGACGGAAACGGCGGCUCCUCCUCCACGCGCUACUGCGACGAAGAGCAGUACGCGGUCUGCUUCACCAAGGCGCCCCUGAAGCGAGCGGCAAUGUGA
Molecule: messenger RNA, 744 nt
Organism: Volvox carteri f. nagariensis
Lineage: Eukaryota; Viridiplantae; Chlorophyta; Chlorophyceae; Chlamydomonadales; Volvocaceae
Exons: 10
Coding region: 1-744 (247 amino acids)
Source: RefSeq, a predicted model, not a curated record